Molecule: messenger RNA, 1884 nt
Organism: Pedinophyceae sp. YPF-701
Lineage: Eukaryota; Viridiplantae; Chlorophyta; Pedinophyceae
Source: the annotation of a GenBank genome assembly
AUGGUGGAGAGCGCGGAAGGGUCCUACGUUCCGCGGCCCAUGUCCGGAGGGGAUGCCGCCCCGGUGCGCGACGCCAGCAGCCUCAACGCCCGGCGGCGCAACGAGGCCCCGCGUCCCACCACGCAGCGACCGGGCGUCAAGAAAACCAGCAGCGGCAAGGCAGCGAAGGCGCCACCGGCCCCGGUCAGCAACGGGGCACCGAAAGCACGUGGAAACCGGCCGCCCGCGGGCCCUGGCAAGCGCGCGGCGCCCCCUGCAGGCCCCACCAAUCCCCCGGCUGCCCCCCCGGCAGACGAGGUCGAGCUCACGGAGUCCUCCAAGGCCGCACUGGAGGAGUUGAAGAAGCUGGAAGAGUCCAUGUUGGCGCUGCAGCGCCGCCACAUGCCCGCAGCCCUCCGCGCGGGCCCCGCCGCGGUGGACUCGGCCUCGGACAGCGACGGCGGGUCCGACAGCGAGGCGCCCUCGAGCCGCGCGGGCGGCGCGACGCCGCCGGAGCGCGCCGCUGCCGUGGCCGCCGCCGUCGCCCGGCGGGCCGCCAGCGGCCAGAUCAAGGUCUCCGAGGCCGAGCCCGACGACGCCGACGCGGCGAGCGAGGCCGCGGGGCGGCCCCCGAGCGGCACGAGACGCCAGUGGUCGUUCUUGACCGAAGUCGAUGUGUCGGCAACGGAGGCGCAGCGACAGGAGCUGCAGGGGUUCGUUGACAGCGUGGUCGGUCCCGGCGGCGGCGGCGGGAGCAGCGGCGCGGCCGGGGCGGACGGGGAGGGGGAGUCUGACCCGCAGAAGUUCCUACCGGAGCAGUUUACGAAGAUGGUACAACAAUUGAUGGCGACGCGGCUGGAGGACAUCGUGACGGAGAAGACGACGACGGACGGCGCGGGGUCGAUCACGUCGAGCGCGCUGCGGCACAACGCGCUCGAGCGGCACCCGGACGAGCGCGUGAGAGACGCGUACAAGCGUAUGCUUGCGCUGGCGCAAAAGCUGGACGCGGCGACGGCGAACUACGAGCGCGUCGACCGGCAGACGUUCCCGGAGGCGUACGUCGAGGCGGACAAGCGCAAGGCGCGGAUCCGGCGCGACCGCGUGCUCCGGCAGCUCCGGCGCGAGCGUCGUCGCCGCCGCCGCGAGGCGCAGCUGCGGCGGCUCAUGGAGGCGAACGGCGGGGCGGCGGCGGGCGCGCGGGAGGGCGAGGGCGACGCGGGCGCGCUGCCGACGGACUUCGACGACGGCGCGACGCUCCUGUCGGGCUUCUCGCACAACUCGCGCAUGACGGUCCUGAGUCGGGCGUUCACCCUGACUCAGGAGGAGGAAGAGCUGGUCGAGCGGCUGCUCGCGAUCGAGGACGACAAGCUCGACGAGGUCAUGCAGAGCCCGUACGAGCUCCUGCGGUUCGCGUCGGUCCUAGCGGGCUCCAACGCCGGCACGCGCACGAUCGCGGACAUCGACGAGCUGCUGUCGACGUACGCGCAGGACCGCGCGGUGGCCGCGGGGCGCGAUCCGGGCAGCGCGGUCGACCCGUUCAGCGGCGACGCGGCCAGCGAGCGGUUCGCCGCGUCGCCGCCGCGCAGCGUCGCCGCCAGCGCCGCCGACGGCGCGAACGGGGGCGAGAAGUACGUGGAUUACCUGGCGGAGGGGCGCGCGGCGAAGGAGGCGAGGGAGCGGGAGCGGCAGAUCGAUCGGCGCGUGACGGAGCUGCGGGCGGCGGCGCUGGAGGAGAAGCCGGAUGAGGGAACGUUGCGGGGGUUGAUCGAGGAGGCGCGGCGGGAGCUGGAGGGCGCGGAGAUGGCACGAGAGCUGCGGGCGGGGACGGAGGGGGACGCGGGGUCGGUGGCGGCGCAGUCGGGCGCGUCGAGGGCGACGUACUCGCGGAGGGGGGGGGUUCCGUGA